CGGCUAUGGAAGGUUAGCUUAUAGCCUGACAGCCGAGUUCGGACGACUGCUGCUCCGGUUCAAACAACAGAGUUAUUAAAGGGACACGUGGAGGAAGCUUUAUGUCAGUGGCGAAGGAGAAGCUUAGGUCAUAAUUAGACCAAGACAGUCAGAAGUGAUAGAGUGUGGGAACUUCGUGAUGGAGGUGGAAACCGAGGGCGAUAGGAGGAACGAAAGGAGUAACAGGGCGAGUGCAAGAUCGCCCCCACCUGGCCCUGCAGAGCCAAUGAACUACUGGGGGGAGGAAGAACGCAUUAGAUCGCUGCUGACGCUCUGCUUCGAUGAUGGAGUUUACCCGACGGAUCUGGAUCCCGGGGAAAUGGAAGUUCAAGGCCGAGAGUUGCAAUUCACUCCUCAACACCUCAUUGGAUGAGAUCAAAAUCAAGUGGUUGAAGGAGCGGACAGUGUCGGUAAUCUUCAAGGAGAAUGCAAGGUUCCUCUCGAGGAAAGUAAAGGACGACACCAUCCGCGCCUUUGAGGAUGGGUGGAUUUUGGGAAGAGAUCGUUUCCCAGGUGAAACCCGGAGGGGUCGAAUAGAGCGGGCGAUCGGGAAGAUUGAGAGGGCUUACCCGUCGGACGCGGAUCCAGAACGGCCAGCCCUAGUCAACGCGAAGUUUGAACUGGACUCGGUGGCGAAGGACAACAUGAAGGACAAGCUGUGGAUCGUCACCUCAAAAGGGGAUAGGUUGGAAAUUCGAUUGGUGUGUGCCACCACGAUGAGGUGCAGAGUUUGUAAGCAAUUUUUUCACACGGAAGCGGAUUGCAGGAGGAAUGGGGGUUCGCAUAAUAGAGGAAUCAUGGGGGACGCGAACGUGGCAAACCAACAGCCCUCUCAGGCGCAGUCCAGUACAGGGCAGCAGGAGAGAAGGAGAUCGCACUAUCAGGGUCCGCUAAGACCGCAACCAUCUCGUCAAGCGCCGGCUGGGAAUUCGGCUCCCGCUGGCUUUGCGAGCGCAACUGUGAACCCAGUCUUCUCGCCGGGGGGCUUGAUUAACGCCAGUCCGUCUAUGCAAGAUUGGUCGCAGCUGAUGGCAGCACUACAGGGAGCUGCGAUACAAGGGAGACCUCUGAUGCAGGGUUUUAAUUGGGCGCAGCCGGGUUUACAUCAGAACUUACUUCAUCCUCUGGGAGGCGGAGGCUCUCAGACUGAAGGGUUUCAACCUUAUGGCAUACCGUCGGCCUUCCAGGGCAAUCAGCCGGGAGGGAGCAUUCCAGGAGUAAGUCAGCCAGGCGGGGUGCCAGAAAGGGUGGAGGAAGGUGGCACAACUAGACAGGAAACAAGGACCACGCAGACGGAAAGAAGGGAGGGACUAGGUAUGGGCGAUGCCCACCUAGUGGAAGAAGGAGCGGUAGGGCCAGAGGCGUCAACAUCAAGGGUGUCGGCGGACACCCAGCAGAGGGCGAAGCAUGCGGGCAAGCAACGUAGGUUAAGCAUGGGUGCGCUCACGAUCCCGUCACAACAGGUAUCAGACAUGCCAACUCCUCAGGUGAUCGCUCAAGUGGUGGAUCACUUAUAUUUGAACCUCUUCGCCACUCGAGUAAUUGAAGACUGUCCUCUGGCAAGAAUAAUCACGGAGGUUGGGGGCAGCAGAUUCAAACUCGUUGUCCCACUAGUAGAUGCAAGAUUGACCACGGACGACGUAACGAACUUGGAAAGGAGGGGUUUGAGGCUGGUGCCGUUAGUUUGUUUUGCGGAAGGAAGGAAAUCAGAGCUGGGAAAGAUUAUAAUGCUUACAGCGCGACUGUCAGCAGAGUGUUUGGCGGAAUUGAAGAUCCGGCUCCACAAGGACAAGAGGCUGGACUCACAAUUUGUGAAGGCAGCGCUCACUCAACCAUGGGGAGUUGCAGAUCUGGGAAGAGAGGUCAAGAAUAUUGUGGUUUAUGACAGAAUGUCUAAGGAGUCUUUCCAACGGCUGUUGCCCACGAAAACGUCACAACCAAUGAAGGAGCUGGCUCAUCCAUUCAGUGAUAUGGAGCCGAGGGUGUCGCAACCGGAUAAGCUAUGCGGGUAUGCCGCCAUGUACUUUCAAGACAUCUUGACGUCCAGAAGACCAGAAGAAGGCCCUGAUACGGACCUCUCAGAGUCAAGCCAUCAUUGGCAGAACUUGCAAGUCCGCUUACCUGUGUGCGGAAGGAUGGACCUAGACCGCCCAAUUACGUUUGAGGAAGCAAAAACUACGCUGGCCUCAAUGGCGAAAGGGAAGGCUCAUGGCGAUGACGGCCUUCCGGUCGAGUUCUACUCGACCUUUUGGCAUGUAUUAGGCGAGGAUCUUGUGGAGAACUUUAACAACAUGUUGCAGGGUGGGAGACUGCCAAAGAAUGCUUGUAAUGGCAUCAUCUCCGUGUUGUUUAAAAAAAGAGAUAAGAGUGACAUACGCAAUUGGCGGCCAAUCUCACUCUUGAAUGUGGCUUAUAAGAUACUCGCAAAAAUUCUGGCCAGGAGGCUUGGGAGGUAUCUUCCGGAGUUAGUUUCGAAUGACCAGGCGGCCUUCGUUAGGGGCAGAUCCAUCUUUGUGAAUAUUGUUACUGCAGUGGAGGCAAUGGAAACGGUGCAGGAGUACAACCCCGAUUUUGCGGUUCUCUUGUUAGACAUGGAAAAAACUUAUGACCGGGGAAAGUGGUCAUAUGUUUUGACCACGCUUAGGGUGCUGGGUUUCGGGGAGUGCUUCUGCGCCUGGGUUAUUGGAAUGUAUUCGCGGUCCACGGCGUCGGUGAUGGUCAGCAGACACCUCUCCAAGAACUUCAGUGUAUCACGAUCCUUGAGGCAGGGUUGUCCGCUUGCCCCCCUGGAAACUGUGCUAUGCAACAUUCGGGCGGAGCAAAGAAUUCAGGGUCUCCCGUCUACAGGGAGAGAUUGUCGGGUUAAAGCUUUGGCAGACGACUUAUUUGCAGUGGUGGCGAACACCAAGUCUUCAAUGAAAGCCUUGAGGGAACAUCUGAGAGAGUACGAAGAACUUUCGGAGGCAGCAAUUAACUGGUCCAAAUCGGUGUAUCUACUUCCGGAACCCCACACCUUAACGGUGCAGUGGGGGAUGAGAAGGAUUGCUGCAGAUCAAUCGGAAUGGUUUCUUGGUGUCCAUGUUUCCCUCUUGUCCUGUGCAGCAGAACAGGAUGGCCUCCUGCAGCAGAGAAUCUUGAACCGCAUGGCUACGUGGGGGAAAGCCCCCCACCUUUCCUUGAUGGGAAGGGCAUUGGUAGUCAAUGUAGCACUACUUGCAAUCCUCUGGUACGUGGGGAAAGUGCAGCCGCUUGGCCCAAAGGUUAGGAAGGUUAUAAAAAGGAGGGCAACAAAAUUCAUUUGGAAACCGUAUGGCUUGGAGUCGGAAGGUUUUAUUACGAAGGUCGCAUGGGAUACGGUUUGUCACAGCAGACAAGAAGGUGGAUUGGGUCUGAAGGACCCAGGGAAGCAAAACACAGCGAUGCUUGCAGCCUGGGUCCCCAAGGCGCUGGAGGAGAACAGUGAGGUGCAUUGGAUAGGGUUGGCUGAAAGGCUCCUGGCAGAUAGUUGGCAUUUGAGCAGAACGGAGGAUUCUUGGGCCUGCAUAUGGAUUGAGUCGUACCUGCGUAGGCCGGUGAAGUCAGAAUUGUGGAAAUGGAUUUUGAAAGCUUGGCAAAAGGUCAAACCGGACAGAUGCACUGAACCGGUAACCAAGCAGGAAGUCCUCCUGCAAAUCCUGUUUGAAAAUCCGUUAAUUAAGGACAGGGAAGGAAGAUGGCUGGCGGCAGACAGGAAACCGGGUAGCUUUGGCAGAGCUUGGAUAGCGAGUGGGGUGGUACGAGUAAGGGAUAUGUGGGACGAGUUUAGCCAAGGAUGGAGAGAAGAAAAGGACUUGGGUAUGCGGAAUAACAGUGGGCAAGAAAAGCGGCUACAAGAGGUACUUCAGGCUAUUCCUGAUGCAUGGAAGCGUAUCCUGGAGCCUGGAAGCUUGGACCCACCAAGGACUUGGUAUGCAGACAAACUGGCCCAAGAAAAGAAGGAGUUAUGGAAAUUGACUGGGUAUGAGGAAGCUGGCGGGAGGUCUUUCGAACAAUGGCACUCGUGUGGGAACACAACCAGGUUGGAGAUGGUAGGGGAUGAACUGCCUUCAAUCAGACUCCCAACCGUGCUGACUCAGGUGAGAGUAAGGGAACAGUGCAAUGAAGAGGGGAGCUGGUCAGUGUCCCUCUGGGUGAAUGGAGAGCCGAUUGCAGAAAGGAAAAUCGACCCCCAGCAGAGGACGUGGAGAGGCAGAGGGCCCGAAGGAUCUGACCUAUCAGUUCUGGAUUAUACAGCGGAGUUGGGCUACAAACUCCAGAACUCUUCCAGAGAACCCCGAAGGGUGGCUGCAGAUAGAUGGGUGAGAGUCCUUCAGGUAGACCCAGAGCAAGUGAUGAAAGCGGUCCUUCGAUGCUGGCAACAGCUGAACCUGAUGCCCUCUCAAAGAUUGGUGGUCACUCCGUGGCUCCUUUCUCUGUUGGCAACUGCUUCAGCAACCUGGUUAAAGGAAAGAGGUGUGAAUGUAGACACCGUCUGUAAAAGAUGUCAGUGGGCAUUUGAGUCCUCGGUUCAUCUAUGGUGGGAUUGCCCAGCAUCAGCCCAUAUUUGGAAAUGGUGGUAAAAAAUGCGGGCAAAGCUGUCCAACAAUGCCUUCCAGUGGGAUAAAAUGUGGGUCUUGCU
Messenger RNA from Chara braunii, 4696 nucleotides. The record is from the annotation of a GenBank genome assembly. NCBI's taxonomy places the organism in Eukaryota, Viridiplantae, Streptophyta, Charophyceae, Charales, Characeae.